GAGAGAGAGAGAGAGACACACACACACACAACACCCGCAGACAGAGAGGCAGAAAUUCAAGGGUCCGAUCGAGGGUAGAAUGGAAUUCAAAAUGCCAAGAAGCCCUAUCCGCCGAAGCUGAAGCUGAAGAAGAAGAAGAAGAAGAAAGAAAGGUAAACAGGUGAAGGGGAAGCUCCUCCUCGCACCUCCCUCCCCGUCCCCGCCCCACUCAAUCUCAAUCCCUCCUCGGGAGCUGAUCCAUCUAUCAAUUGCAUUCGGAUCUGUAACACCUAGAUCUGAUUCCUUCCAAUCACUCCCGCAUUGAUUCCAUUCGAAUCCGCACCCCUCAUCCGGAAUGGGGGAUUUCAAUCUAGCCCUAGUCAUCGUUGCGAUUGUCGUCUGCGUGCUGGUCUUCAUCUUCAACGUCUAUCUCCUCGUCAAUUACCAGCACCCCGACGAUGUCAACCAGGCCUAUUUCCCCAAAUUCGUCGUCGUUCUGGGCCUCUCCGUCGCCGCUAUCUCUAUUCUGAUGCUCCCGGCCGACGUUGCGAAUCGCCAGGCCUGUCGACACGCCAUUUAUAAUGGCGCCUGCAACCUCACGCUGCCGAUGAAGGAUCUGUGGCUCGCUGUUUAUAUCGUGGAUGCAAUUCUCGUUUUCUUUGUCAUCCCGUUUGCCAUGUUUUAUUACGAAGGAGACCAGGACAAGAGCGUGUGGAAGAGGAUGAGGAGUGCACUGCUGUGGGUGAUCAUGACAGUUAUUGUCUGUGCGCUUGUUCUGGGAAUUUUAUAUGGGCUUGUUGGAAAGGUGGAUUUCACUGUUAGGCAUCUAUCGUCUUCCACCACACCCUUCCCAACAUCAUUUGAGUUCUCCCGCAACCAGCAAUGUAUUGGGAGUGGAGUAAGACAGUGCUCUGCGUACACUGCAAGUGCUUCAUCUGAGACUACUUGGACCAUGCGCACAACCUUCCCAGAAUAUGUUGUUGCACUAGCUACAAUUGUUGGAUCUGUGCUUUUCACAAUUUUUGGUGGUGUUGGAAUUGCCUGCCUUCCAUUGGGCCUUAUAUUUUCAUUUAUUCGGCGCCCAAAGGCUGUUAUCACUCGCUCUCAGUAUAUUAAGGAAGCAACAGAACUGGGAAAAAAGGCAAGAGAACUUAAAAAGGCAGCUGAUGCACUUCACCAGGAAGAAAGGAGUGGCAAUAAGGGGAGGAAGUGGCGCAAAAAUGUGAAAGCUGUAGAAAAGGAGUUACUACUCUUGGAAGAAGAUGUCAAAGCUUUGGAAGAGAUGUAUCCUCAAGGUGAACAGGCUGAAACAGCUUGGGCUAUGACUGUACUUGGUUACCUUGCCAAAUUAGUACUUGGAGUUCUAGGGUUGAUUGUUUCAGUUGCGUGGGUGGCACAUAUUGUAAUAUACUUGCUGAUUAAUCCCCCACUUUCUCCAUUCCUCAACGAGGUUUUCAUCAAACUGGAUGAUGUUUGGGGUCUUCUUGGCACUGUAGCAUUUGCAUUCUUCUGCUUCUAUCUUCUGCUUGCUGUGAUAGCUGGCGCGAUGAUGCUUGGCCUUAAGUUGGUUUUUAUAACAAUCCAUCCUAUGAAAUGGGGAGCUACGCUUAUGAACUCAUUUCUAUUCAAUGUGGGCCUCAUUCUUCUCUGCUCAAUCAGUGUGAUUCAAUUCUGCGCCACUGCAUUUGCUUAUUAUGCCCAGGCGACCGCAGCGCAAGAAAUAUUUGGACACACGUUGCAAUCUCUUCGUGGAAUCAAAUAUUUAUACAAGUACAAUGUGUUUCAAAUUGGAUUCAUCAUUUUAGCGGGGCUGACAUUUGUAUAUUAUGCAGCUUUUGGAUGGAGAAGAAAAAAACCUAGUGGCAGGUUCCAGCUUUCCUCGUAAUUAUUGUGAUCGUAUCUGAGUUUGAAUCUGCUGGAUUUCUUGAAUGUGUCAUUUAUGAUGUCGUCACGUGGCGUGUGGUUUGGUGGCUUUGGUUGCUUGAGAAAAAGACUGGCAAGGGUAGAGAAGUAGCCUGGAAUCUGCAUUAUCAUGGGUUUGUAUUGUGCAUUGUGGUGAGUCCAGGUUUUUUCUACGUUGUUAUUAUGUUCUCUUCUAUUCUUUAGGACGAGUAUAUGCUUUUCAAUUAUACUGUGUUUGUAUGCGAGGGGUUGGGUCUGAGAAUUCGAUGAGUACUUUUUCAAUGAUGUGUAAUUUCCUAUUGUUGGUUGUGUUGUA
Molecule: messenger RNA, 2197 nt
Organism: Andrographis paniculata
Lineage: Eukaryota; Viridiplantae; Streptophyta; Magnoliopsida; Lamiales; Acanthaceae
Product: LIMR family protein At5g01460
Exons: 14
Coding region: 335-1864 (509 amino acids)
Source: RefSeq, a predicted model, not a curated record